GCCUGUAUCCGGACAUUUUACUGAAAUAUCACCCAAAAUGCAGUCUUCCAGGAGGAGUGAGAGUGACUGGCAGGGGCUGGUCAGCGAGUUCCUGGUGUGCAAACGCAAACUGGAGAGUAAGAAAGAGGCGCUGCUCAUUCUGUCCAAAGAGCUGGAUACCUGUCAGCAGGAGCGAGACCAGUACAAACUGAUGGCCAACCAGCUGCGAGAGCGCCACCAGGGACUCAAGAAGAAGUACAGGGAACUCAUUGAUGGCGACCCGUCUUUGCCGCCAGAAAAACGCAAUCAAGUGAACCUGGCUCAGCUGCUGAGGGACUCAAGGGAACGAGCGAAGCAGCUUGCCGAGGAGGUGAAGGAGCUCACUCAGAGGCUUGCGGAGGCCCAGGGAGAUAACAAGCUCCUGAGGAUGACCAUUACCCGACAGAGGCUGGGGGAUGAGGAGGUCGGGGUGCGCCACUUCCCCGCCCACGAACGUGAGGAUUUGGUUUGCCAGCUGGAGAGAGCGGGGCUACAGAUGGAAGAGAUGGAGCACAACGUGAAGGCCCUGACGGACGAGCUGCAGGACGUGAAGGCGGAACGCAACGUGUUCAGGGAGAAGGCCGACCGGCUCAACGUGGAGCUUAACCACAUUUUGGGGAACCGCGAGGCACGUAUCAUCGAUGUGGACGCCCUCUGCAUGGAAAACAGGUAUUUGCAUGACCGUUUCAGCCAACUUCAAGAGGAGGUGAACCUGCUGAAAUCAAACAUCAUGAAGUACAAGACAGCCCUUGAGAGGAGGAAAAACUCGAGCACAUAUGGGAAAUCAAACAGCAGUCCUCUAACUGGUGUCCUCUCAGCCAAACAAGUCCAGGAGAUGCUCCUGGAGGAGCAGGGCUGCAGCCUGCCGGCCACGCCUCAGUCCAUCUCCGACCUCAAGUCCUUGGCCACUGCGUUGCUUGAGACCAUCCACGAGAAGAAUCUGGUCAUCCAGCACCAGAGGCACACCAACAGGAUCCUGGGAAACAGAGUUGCAGACUUGGAAAGAAAGCUGAAGACCUUGGAGGUUUCAGGACUAUGGAGUCUUCCGGGGACCCGAGACAGUAUCGCACUGAAUGAAAACCUUCAACCUGAGCUUCACCCGACACGUGCCACAUCUCAGCUAAACAUGCAGCCCAAAGUGCAGCCACCCAAAGUUCUGUCAGACGACAGAAGUUCACAUGAAUCAUCUUGGGAAUGCCACACCGCUGGCAUUGACCUUGGCACAGAUGGCGUCAGCAGGGAAGACGCACCUGCAUUGCUCAACAGCCUGGAGCCUCUUGAGGGGGUGGAGACAAAUGGGAUUGACAGGAGAGGGGGAGAGAUGGUGACCCUGACGGAGGAUCCAGUCGCCGUGGAGCUGGAGGAGGGGCGGAGUCCGGUGGAGGAGGCAGGGCACGAGGUGGAAGGAGUCGAAGAUGAAGAGCUGGGCUCCACGGUGGAGGAAGGAGAGGAGGCGGCGCUGGCGCUGGACGUCCCGCCCACUGAAUCAGACCUUCGUUGGCUGUCGAUUGAAAAAGCGUCAGUCAAUCAUUCAGAGGUGGGUCACUGGCCGUGUGAGUCCCAGGACGACGGGUCUGACGAUGUACCUGAGCACGACGACGGCUCCGUAUCCAUUCCAGACAGCCGGGCCGCAGACGUGUCGAGCACGGGCGAGUGGGACAUUCACUGUCGAUCUGCACAGACUGACACCCGUCUCAGUGACAACCUGGCAUGAUCGGCGCCACUCAAACAUUUUAAAAAGCUUAUUUAAAUCCUUGUCAUUGGUAUUGAUGAUUGCAUUAAUCAUCCCUUGCUGCAUUCCCACAACACGACCACUGCUCGCAGCUUUAGUCAAUAAACCGGAGAGGAAGCCCUCCUCCUCCUCCUCCUCCUCCUCCUCCAGCCGCCGCUGACGACGUCCAAGGUGCACAUUGUAUCUCGACGGACUUGUUGCUGCGCGAGAGCAGAACGUCUUGGAAGCUGCAUUUAUACCCUACAGGAAGAAUUCAGCGAUGAAAAUAACAAAUAUGGCAGCAUCGACUCGUGUGCCCCAUAUUCCCCUCUGCCUUUCCCCUGCGAUAAGAUAAUCCCAAUUGUUUGCUCUCUUACUCUUCCUAAGGGAUAAACUGAAUGCUGCAUUUAUUUAUUUAUUUUUUUUGUGACUCUGAAAGGCAUUCCACCAAAACUUGUAAUGAAUGUGCUGUACAUACUUGUGAAUUAAUAAUCUUAAUAUCAGAGAUUCUAUUGAUGUCUAUUCAUCUGUAUGGGUGAGUCUAACUAAUCUGUCAAUUUUUAUCGUUUCCUUAUUUAACAGUUGAUAUUUUGACGGGACUACACGUGCCUUAUAUGUGGAAAUGCACACUGAUAUUUAUAAAUAUAAAUGCAUAAACCUGCA
This is a messenger RNA of Stegastes partitus (bicolor damselfish), 2392 nucleotides long. It is a transcript of the gene ccdc149a, whose product is annotated as coiled-coil domain containing 149a. NCBI's taxonomy places the organism in Eukaryota, Metazoa, Chordata, Actinopteri, Pomacentridae. The coding region runs from base 38 to 1732 and encodes 564 amino acids. The record is from RefSeq and is a predicted model, not a curated record. The transcript is spliced from 12 exons.